CCUGUCCUUGUCCUUUAUGAUCCCUUCCACCAUACCACCCCCCCUGUAGCGGCUGUGUGUGUGUGUGCUGGGAGAGAGCAGGCAUGUGAGGCGUGUUUACAUGUGAUUCCAGGUGGAAGCGUGGGUCUUCUGCCCCGUCCCUUGCUAUUCCUCCAUGGAGCCUGGCUGGGGGGUGGGAGGCAGUGUAUAAGUAUGUACAUAUUUCCUGGAUGUCCCCCUUUAGCCUUCCACAAUAUCAGACUGUUUCCCAACCCCAUUUCCGUGACUUGGGCUCCUUCUGCCCAGUUCAGAUCCCAUUGCACCAAAUCUAGAGACUAGAGUCUGUCUCUGUACAGGGAUUCUCCACGUGGCCAGCCUCCAUUGCGUUUGGAGAGAGGGCAUGGGACCAGUUUAGUGAGCCAUUGAUGGAGGAUGUGGACCUGGCUUCUCCUCCCCACUUGGGUUUGACUAACUUCCUUUCCCUUCCCGAGGCCUGUUUGCUUCUUUGUAAAAUAGGAGUUAAAUGAGAUGAUUUCUAAGCUGAUUCUGAGACCUUGGAUGAGUCCUUUCCAGCCUGGGCCUCUGUAUCCUUCCUGAUACAAGUUGGGACUAGGUGCUCUCGACAGGCAGGUCACUGUGUGACCUGUGAUGAUAGCGAUGCCUUGGACUGCUGGCUGAGAAUGCUGGGAGUGCUUCUCCUCCCUUGACCACUCAAUGAGCCUGCCGGGCACUGUCUGGGCCACCUUGCAGCCAUGGCAGGGAGGCCUGGAUUCUGGAUGAUGAUUGGUCCUCUGGCAGCCUUCCUAGGGGAAGAGGCCCCAAGGAGCUCCCCCUCACCCACCCGAAGGUGAGGCCCCACCCUGAACAUCUAGCUGCCUGCCUCCAAGGGGACGAACAGAUAAAUGAAUUAUUCACAGAGUUUAAAUUAAAAGUGAACCAGCAGAUUUGGAAUAAUUUUGGCCUUGGUUAUGGCUGCGGGAGAAGGGGAGGGAGGGAUUGGGGCUGGGGAGGGGGUCUGCUGGAGGAAGCCUGACUAAAGGCAGGGGGAGGGAUGGAACGGUCUGAGCUGCCCUUAAAAUCGCUACUUCAGGGUGCGCUUGCCCAUUGGCGAGGCUACUGCGCAGGCGCGGCUUUGGUUGGCCCGUCGUUACUAAGGCGACGGGAAAGGGAAGAACACCGUAACUGUCCUGGUCCCGGACCAGUAGGCUUCAGGAGGAAAGAGUGCGCGUGCGUACUCCUUAGAGAAGAGGUGGGGCGGAGACGAGGGAGAAAGGGCUAAGAUCUCCUUUCCCAUUGGUUGGCUCAUUUCGCGCUUGCGCGGUAGCCCUGGGCACCCUGUCUACUAGCUGCAGCGCAGUUGCAGCUUAGAUUGGACUCGACCUCCCGGGGCGGCCCGCUCAGGCGCACAGAAGCCCCGCCCCCGGGCAAGCUCUACGGCGGCGCGGCGAUCCGCGGCCUACCAGUCGGCGCCCUCGGCUCCUCUCGCGAGCCGCGCCCCAAGCCGGAAGCCGCUAAGGCGCUAGGAGUGGAGAGGCGGGGGGUCAGAGGCGCGCCUCCGGAAAGAGCCGAAGGUGGGCUCGAGCGCCUCCGGAAAGAGCCGAAGACCGGAGAGGGCCGCGCGGUCGCCGGAGGGAGCAAAGGAAUACGACGCACUCCUUAGCGUUCGAACUCCAGGGCAAACUCGAGAUUUCCUCGGCGGGAUCCGUGCAGCCUCGCGAGCCGGAAUAAGGGUGCCUUCCGGCCGGAGCCGAAGAGCCCCUUAAGCCGAGGCUGCGCGGACCAUUCGGCCGAUUGAAGCGCGGUGGGGGCCGGAAGCAGCCGAAGCAUUCCGAAAAGAGCCGAAGGGGCUCGGGCCCCUCCUCGAGAGCGAGCGCGCAGGAGGCGGAGUUUGCAGAGAACCGGAAGCGGGCGAGGCGGGCGCCGGAAGUGGGCGAGGCGGCGCCGAGGGCAGGCGAGGCAGGCCAGGCCGGGCCAGGCGGGGGGGACGGGACGGGGGAGAAGGUGCGAGCGCGGGCCGCGGCCGGCCGCCCCUCAGCAUGUCCGACUUCGACGAGUUCGAGCGGCAGCUCAACGAGAACAAGCAGGAGCGAGACAAGGAGAACCGGCAUCGGAAGCGCAGCCAUAGCAGGAGCCGAAGCCGAGACCGGAAGCGUCGGAGUCGCAGCCGGGACCGACGCAAUCGGGACCAGCGAAGUGCUUCUCGGGACCGGAGGCGGCGCAGCAAACCUUUGACCAGAGCUGCUAAGGAGGAACACGGUGGAGUAAUUCGUUCUCCUCGUCAUGAGAAGAAGAAGAAGAUCCGCAAAUACUGGGACGUCCCGCCGCCUGGCUUUGAGCACAUCACCCCCAUGCAAUACAAAGCCAUGCAAGCUGCCGGUCAGAUUCCAGCCACUGCCCUUCUUCCCACCAUGACCCCCGACGGCCUGGCAGUGACGCCCACCCCUGUGCCCGUGGUUGGGAGCCAGAUGACCCGGCAGGCCCGUCGCCUCUAUGUCGGCAACAUCCCUUUUGGCAUCACAGAGGAAGCCAUGAUGGAUUUUUUCAACGCCCAGAUGCGCCUUGGGGGGCUAACCCAGGCCCCUGGCAACCCGGUUUUGGCUGUGCAGAUUAACCAGGACAAGAACUUUGCCUUCUUAGAGUUCCGAUCAGUGGAUGAGACGACUCAGGCCAUGGCCUUCGAUGGCAUCAUCUUCCAGGGCCAAUCGCUCAAGAUCCGCAGGCCCCACGACUACCAGCCACUGCCCGGCAUGUCCGAAAACCCCUCUGUCUACGUGCCGGGUGUCGUGUCCACUGUGGUCCCCGAUUCUGCCCACAAGCUGUUCAUUGGGGGUCUCCCCAACUACCUGAAUGACGAUCAGGUCAAGGAGCUGCUGACUUCCUUCGGGCCCCUCAAAGCCUUUAACCUGGUCAAGGACAGCGCCACGGGCCUCUCCAAGGGCUACGCCUUCUGUGAGUACGUGGACAUCAACGUCACUGACCAGGCCAUCGCGGGGCUGAACGGGAUGCAACUGGGGGAUAAGAAGCUACUGGUACAGAGGGCUAGUGUGGGAGCCAAGAACGCAACGCUGGUGAGCCCUUCGAGCACGAUAAACCAGACGCCGGUGACGCUGCAGGUCCCGGGCCUGAUGAGCUCCCAGGUGCAGAUGGGCGGCCACCCCACCGAGGUGCUGUGCCUCAUGAACAUGGUGCUCCCCGAGGAGCUGCUGGACGACGAGGAGUACGAGGAGAUCGUCGAGGACGUCCGGGAUGAGUGCAGCAAGUACGGGGUGGUCAAGUCCAUCGAAAUCCCCCGGCCCGUGGACGGCGUGGAGGUCCCCGGCUGCGGCAAGAUCUUUGUGGAGUUCACGUCGGUGUUCGACUGCCAGAAGGCCAUGCAGGGCCUGACCGGCCGCAAGUUCGCCAACAGAGUGGUUGUCACCAAGUACUGCGACCCCGACUCCUACCACCGCCGGGACUUCUGGUAGAAGCAGCGGGAGGGGGCCGGGUCAGGGGGCCAGAGCUGGCUGGGGGACCCCCUCCCCUCCCCCUCCCUUGGCCCCGGCCUGCAGCGGCGGCGGCGGCGAGGAGGAGCGCCGGGGGGCAGGGGCGCGGACACACUCACACACUCACACGGGGGGUGGGGGAUGGGGAGGGCACUGGGGGGGUGGGGUGGGCCCCCCUCCUCCCCUCGCGGUAGCAACAUAGCGUGUUUCUAUUUUACGGCCAAAACUUUUUUCAAUUUUGUUCUCCCGCCCCCGCCCCGCCCCGCCCCGCCCGCCCAGGACCAUGAAGCCCUUCCCCGCCCCCACUCCCGGGACCCCUCCCCUUCCCCUCCGUCCCGUGAUGGUUUCUUAUGUAGUAGAGAUGUUGUUUCUCCGCCCCCCCCUCCCCCGGCAGUUUCAUAUUUGCUAAAGACGAAUUUGCUCAUUAAACAUUUUGUUGUAUUUUA
Monodelphis domestica (gray short-tailed opossum) is the source of this 3907-nucleotide messenger RNA. RefSeq names its product U2 small nuclear RNA auxiliary factor 2 (gene U2AF2). Gene Ontology annotation, cellular component: nucleus. The record is from RefSeq and is a predicted model, not a curated record. Gene Ontology annotation, biological process: mRNA processing. Lineage: Eukaryota; Metazoa; Chordata; Mammalia; Didelphimorphia; Didelphidae. Gene Ontology annotation, molecular function: RNA binding.